Messenger RNA from Dicentrarchus labrax (European seabass), 11417 nucleotides. RefSeq names its product G patch domain containing 8 (gene gpatch8). Bases 5982 to 10214 code for a protein of 1410 amino acids. Gene Ontology annotation, molecular function: nucleic acid binding. Gene Ontology annotation, cellular component: nucleus. The record is from RefSeq and is a predicted model, not a curated record. NCBI's taxonomy places the organism in Eukaryota, Metazoa, Chordata, Actinopteri, Moronidae. The transcript has 7 exons.
UUUCACUACUUUCACACUCUACAUCUAUUCUCUCUCUACCUCUCUUGCUCCCUCCCUACUACACAGUGAUUCGGUGUACAGUACCCUCUGUCAUUCUGUGCUGGCAUGGUGCUUGUGCAACUGGGACUGCAUUUUUUGCUGAAGAGGCACAAAGAUAAUAGCGCAGGCAGCUCUCUUCUUUCUGUCUUUCCCACUCUUUCCAUCCCCUCUUCUGUCUCUGAAGCACUGUGGUGAGCAGGCCCAAACUCCUCUUACGUACACAGUGUCGGGUCACCUCUCCUCCAGUUUAGGAUAGGAUCAGCAACCACGUAUAGAUCAAAAUAAUGGUGUAGUUGUUUUUCAACCCAUGUAUUGAACAUUGAUACAUAACUAACAGUCAGCCAUGUUAAUGAUAAAAAAUAUAUUUAUCAUUAAGAUAAUGAAACAUAAGAAACAUAGGCAUGACAUUGUCAUGAUAUUUUAAUCAUGAAUAAACAAGUAAUUCCUUAAUAUAUUAAAACAAUAUAAAAACUGAAAAUAAUAGCUUGCUAAGACACAUUCUAAAUAUUAAACUUUUUCAUGCACUGGCUUUUCUGGUGGACCUAAAUCAGAUGAGACUACGUAUUCAGGGCACUUUAACAGUUGUCUUGUUAUAUGUUGUGAUUUUAGGAGAAAAUUCAGUCAUCCAUGCUAAUCGUGACAAUAUCUUUAUAUGUCCUGCUUGAAAAGAAAAACACCAUUUACAUAGCACCCUGAAAAUGUGUUUUCCAUGGCUAGAAUCAACUGAAGCAAGAACAUUCAAAUUGUAUAUCCUGGUUGAGUUCUGUGUAUGACGCACUUUGUGUGUAGGUGGUGGAGAGGGAGAAAAGAAAGGGAGAGAGGUGGCCUGCUCACCUGGCUUGAGUGGCUCUUUUACUCCUGCGCUAUUAUUUGUGGAGGGGCACUGAGGGCCGAGCUGCAGCAUCACACAGUUCUUCACACAUCUGUGGAAAAAUGGCCACAUCAAGAGGUGCUGUCAGCUGUCACUUAGUCACCAAUAAUAAUAAUAAUACUUGCACACCUGACGUAUUCUCUUUGGAAAGUGCAUGCCCAAAGACAAAGGUGGCAGGCUUUUUAUCCACAGGCAAGUAACCAUGAAAGUUUGCCACCAAUUAAAACUGUUAACACUGAAGAUCAUUUUAGAGGAUUUGGUGACACCUGUCAUAACAUCAGGAGCGUUCUCACUAUACAGAUGACACGAUUCCUGUUUGAAAGGCAAAAUGUAGUAACAAGCCAAAUGCCUCACAGCAUCUGCCAAAAUUAUUAGCCUCAAAAUAGACCCGUAGACAGGUUUUAUUUAUACGUUUUAAGCACAUUUUAAGUAAGUAAAAUGUUACAUGAAAUGUUAAAACACAUUGCAUAACAUAACAUGCAGUAUGUAACAAUGUUUUUAGGUACACAGGUCUGCCCCUGCUUCCGUAGUGCAACCCUAUAAGGUGUUAGGAUUUCUGGAAGUUGUCCACAAGUGUUACAUCUGAGAACUGUUAGUGAAUGCUUUGGCCCAGCUUCUCGGAGCCCCUCCCCAGCCACUUAUUGUGUGUGAUUUAUAGGCAGCUAGAGGUCUGUGGUACUUUUAUUGGGAUCUUUUUUCUUCUGUCUUUCCCCUUUAGUCUUUGCUCUUUCUCUCUAACAUUGUUUUUGCAUUGCAUGUGUUAACUUGGUAGCAUUCAGUACUAUUUUCUCUCAACACACUGUCCUAAUCACUACUACAAUUUUCCUCCUAGACUCAUUCCUCCCACGUCUCUCCCCUUCCAGCCCCUCCAACCUACCCUCCUCCCCUUACCUGACCCUGUCCCAGAGCGAUAUGCAGCGGGUUGCCUCAGAGCCACAGACACCACACAUAUGCACCAGAAAUCUAAGAAACACAUGUUUACAGGCCACAGGAAGAUUGAUUUUCUUGGUAACAACUUUGCUGCGUAUUUCUUUUGUUUUAAGUUGUAGUCAUUACUAAUCAGCCCAUUAGGACUUUGGUUACAUUAAGUGGAACAGAACAGAAAUGGGAUAUUUAGUAUAAGUGUUUCAGCUGUUAAUGAAUUAUGAAGUGUGUAACCUUUUGCACUAAAGUCAGACAUUAUUUGACAUUGCUGUUUGUCACUGUUAACUGUUAGACAUCGAUCAUCUAUUAUUAGGUAUUAAAAUCCUGACCCUCAUUUUUUACAACACUGCAUGCUCUUUAUUUAGCACCAGUCUAAGUGAACAACGGGGGUGAUGGGGUCAGGGUCAUUCAGGCCUCUGAAUGUUUUUUUUUUUAAAUCAACAAUGGAGUAACAGUGGAGAUUUAAAAAAACAAACAAAAAAUAACCAAAAACACACAGUCUGACUACCUUACUUCAAACUCAGUGGGAAUGUGAGUGUUCCAGUCUUUGUUUAAAGACAUUGGAGGCGCCUUCAAAGUUUGGCCGUCAGUGUUUUUAAUGUAACUACACUUUGAUAAACUUCCAGUUGAUGAAUUGUGUCUUCAGAAUUAUGAGGUAAGUAUGUAUCUUUGAAUUAUUGUAUAUCUUUAAACCGUUAUAUUAAUUGGACUCUGCUUCUCUGUCAUUUGCCCCAUCAGUUAGUUAAUGAAAUCUUCAAUCCCCAUCAAGUUCAAUCAGACACGUACCUCCAUUCACUGACAUGUAGGAGCCCUCUGUUUUAGUCGUUUGGCUCUUGGUGCACUGAGACAGUUGUUUCCAUUUAGUCACACCUGCAGUAGCUGAGACUGACCAGGAAUGUACAGAGCACCAAACACGGGGAGCUGUAAGAGUUUAUGAGGAGAAACAGACAGCAGGCCCUGUCCACCAUCAGCACUUGCCAAAAGACAUUCCUCAGGCACACGAGAGGAUGAUGAGUAACUGCAGCAGCCCACUUUUUGCAGAACAGAUCCCUAAAGGGUCUGUCUCAGUUUUCUUUUUGGAUCGUGCAAAAUCUCAGAUGUUGAGAGCCGAUGUUGUUAUUGAGAGCAGUCAUCCAAGGAAAAUUACACAAGAUAUGUAAUUUGGGUUAAUUUAGUCGCUUCUGUGGAUUAUAUGCCUGUUCCGUGUUACAUCCUCCUUGGUAAUCUAAACACAUAAACACACCCAUACUGCACACAUAUAAAUGGCUGAACAGACAGAAGCAAUACGAUUCCUAAAUACUCUGAGGUCUCGAGGUGGGGUCCCCUGCAUAUCACUUCCCUGACCCAUAUCUUUUGCCAUGCACUGUGCCAAUGACAGCACAGUGCACACUUUUACAAACACCCCCUCUUGUAGAUCUCUUUUGUUUGGAUAACAUUUUCUACUUUUCUUUCUCCUGUAUUAACAGUCAGUUGGUGGAUUUAUUGACAUGCCUACCUUUUCUGUUUGUAUACAGUAUUAUGUUUGUUUAAAAGCAGAGUGAGAUUUGCAUUUUUAAGAACUAGAGAAGCUAGCAGAAUUGCAGUUGAAAGCGUUUGGCUGGUUUCUUACGUUGUGUCACGUGUGACUGUUUUUUUGACAGCCCAGUAUUUUAAAGCCAGGAUAACAUCGGGCACCGGCUGCUUCAGAAACAUGGCUGGAAGUUGGGGCAAGGCCUUGGCAAAACCAUGCAGGCGAUUUGAUCCUGCCCAUGUUGUGCUGAUGGUAAACUUAGUGGUAAAUGUUAUUUUAUCCCCCAAUUGAAUUGUUUUUUAUUUUGUUUUAAUUUCUCCCAUUUUUUGUUUUCCUCUCAUCAGAGCACCAAUGCUACAUAGGCUUUCAAUUCUCUCUGUAUUAGUCCUCAUUCUGCUGCUUGUAUAUUAUCAUGCAUUUGUAUUACUCUUAGAACAUUGUCAUUUUGUUUGUUUUCAGUUUUUUUAAACCUUGUGAUUCACACCCUGUGAUUUAGAUGCACAUUGUUUUUGUCUGGUCCCUUUCUUUUCCACUGGAAUGGGUAAUGUGGAAGUAUUGUCACUGUGUUUAAAGAUUGGUGAUAGUUUGGGUUGACUGUAAUUGUUCAUUAAUCUUUAAUUCUGGGCCUGGCUUGUGACUCCAUUCAAACAGACCACUGCAGUGGCUGGCUAACAGACCCCAACUUUUUUGGUUUCACUUCUCUACCACAGUUGGGAAAAGAGUGUGAAAACACAUGUCUAUCAGUAGGUAGUCUUGUGAUCUAGAUAUCACACAAUCAGUCCUUGGAAUAAGGCCUCCACAAUCCUGCAAUCAGAGUUAGGUUUUAAGCUAAAAGCUGACCCAGCUGCCAGACACUGCAGUGGACUGAGAGUCCAAGCAAGCCAUUAUAUGUUACAAUGCCCAUGCAUUAAUGAUUUCAGAAUUAAUAUGUCAUUGGGCUGUGAUGACUAAAUUAAAUUAGGAAUGCACAGGAAUGACACAGAUAUUUGCAUCAAAUAAUGUUCUUACCCUCCUCUGUCCAGAAAGGUAAGAAUGUGCCAGGAAGUAGCCCGCUUGAAAGUAAUUAUUAUCAGACAUGUUGUCUCUGGGCUCUUUUUGGCUCAAAGUAUUACUUUGGCAGGACAGUGGAAAAUGCAUGGUAUUAGCACUCUGUUUUUCUUUCUAUUAGAGAAAACCCUUAAUAAAAAAAAAAUGGCAAGAAAUUUAAUCAGUGAAUCUUCUGAUUAUACAUUUCCAAGCCCAAUUCUUGUAGUUAUUCCAUAUGCCCAAUGGUAUACAUAGAACAUUGAUUCAUGAAAAAAAAAAACUAACUUUAAAUAUGUGGGAAGAAAAAAACUGAAACCAAACUGAAUUGAUAAUCACUAUCAGUAAGAUUGAUUAUUGUAUCUGGCUGGCAACAGGAGCAGCAGACUAGUCCAAAUUCUUUUUUAUGCCUUUUGUGUUGAGAUUCCCCUGUCUAUCUGUCUGUCUGUCCUCCCCUUCCUUCUCCUCCUACCCAUACCCAUGUUUUACCAGGUAAGUAUCCCCAUCCCUUGCACUGUCACCAUGGCGAUACCUGGCCUGUGACGUCACUCUGCUGUAGUUCAGUGCUUGUGUCCUUUUUUAAUUUUACUCUCUGUCUUUCUCUCUGCUUUGUUUGGCUGAUUAUGAGUGGAUUAAGCAAUUCUGUGUCAAUCUCCAAAGUAGUUUUGAUUUUUAUAUAUUUUAUAUCUUUAAUGUUUCAUUCUGUUUUUUGGUUGUCUUUGGUUUGUUUAUUUUUCUACAGUUAAUUUCCUUCCGAUCUAGCUCUUUUCACAGCUUACGUAAUAUAGCUUAAGUAGGCAGGAAAAUAAUCUUUCAGCUCCAGUCAUGUUGAGGAAGGGGGCCUGGGACAAGGGAACAUAUUUUGACCUCAGGACAGUGAAAGGGACUUGCAAGGGUCAGCCAGCCUGCGGACAUUUCAGAAAGAGAUGAUGCAAUAGGCCUUAGAUAAUAUUGGGAGGUUUUGUUCCACUCAUGGAGGAUGUCGCAGUGGCGCUCGUUGAGCAGUGGCAGCAGCUGCGCAGGCCUGUUGCAACUCCCUUCACACACACACACACCACAGCCCCUCAAGCUGUAGUGUCCUUGAUAAACUUGGCAUUCUGGUUUAACAGGACUGCAGCAAUGAACAGGUGGAGGAGGGGUGGUGUGAGGGACAACUAAACUGAAAAGAUAUGGAAACAGAUUGGCUUAAAGCUGACAGCUCUGUUUCUCAUGAGCUUUCUUUUUUUCUCUAGUAAGACCUAUUGCUGCAGAACAACCCUGAUGCCCUUGACUUCAUUUAAUUCACCAGAAAUACAAUAGUUGCAGCUAAUUUGACUCAUUCAAAAUGCAAAUGAGCAGCCAGGUCAAAUAAAACUUUGUUUAGCUAAGAAAAAUUGGUCUAUUUUUAGUGGCUGCAGUAAGCUGUGAGAAUGGCUGGUGUUUGGUUCACUGUAGCUUUCUGGUCUCUUUGCACUUCAAGGCAAAAUUCUCUAACCCCAGCACCCUAUGCUCUAAAAGCAGGCUGUCUCCGAGCUGGCCCUCCGUCUCAGUCUCAAAAACUCACCUAGAUCUCUCUCUGUCUCUUUUCCCUUAGGACGCACCGACCCUGUGCCCAUCAUCCUCAAAUAUGAUGUCAUGGGAAUGGGACGGAUGGAGAUGGAGCUGGACUAUGCAGAGGAUGCCACAGAAAAGAGAAGAGUGCUUGAAGUGGAGAAGGAGGACACAGAAGAACUGCGGCAAAAAUACAAGGACCAGGUGGAAAAGGAGAAAGCUAUCGCAAAGGCUCUGGAAGACCUGAGAGCCAAUUUCUACUGUGAGCUAUGUGACAAACAGUAUACCAAACACCAGGAAUUUGACAACCACAUUAACUCUUAUGACCACGCUCACAAGCAGAGGCUUAAAGAGCUAAAGCAGAGAGAGUUUGCUCGGAAUGUGUCAUCACGUUCCCGGAAAGGUGGAAAGAAGCAAGAAAAGAUGCUGCGCCGACUGCAUGAGCUGGCUGAGCAAAGGAAACAACAGGACCGUACUCCAGGAAGUGGGCCCAUGUUCAAAACUACCACAGUGGCUGUGGAUGGAGAGAAAGCAGAAGAGAGUGACAGCAUGACGCCUGAGAACACCCCUUUGUUAGACAGUGCCCGGGAAGAAUCACCAGCAGAUAAAACUGGGCAGUCCUCCCCAAAGCCAGGUCCAACAAUCAGCUUCUCUCUGGGGAAGAGCACCGCCUCCUCCCCAACCCCCAGUGGCGCAUCCAAAGUCAGUGUGUCCUUCUCUUUUGCCAAGAAAGCCCCAGUAAAGUUAGAGACAGCAGCAGCAGUGUUUGCUGAUCAUGGAGAGGAAGCUAUGGAGGAAGAGGAAAGCCAGGAGGGAGAAAAGGCUGGAGGGCAAGACGAGACAUCUGGCUGCAGCACAGACAGCCCUAAGGAAAGCUCAGGAGGAGGUGAAGUAGGAGAGGGCGUUAGUGUGGCAGGGGCGGAAGAGGUGCAGCAGCCUGAUGACGGAGCGUCUCUAGCCUCCACUCUCAACAAACUGAAGAUGAUGAUGAAAAAAGAGGAGGGAUAUGCUGGACAGGAGCCUCAGUAUUAUCACUAUGUACCUCCAGCUCACUGCCGAGUAAAGCCUCACUUCCAGUUUUUGCUGUUUAUGAAGGCCACCGAUCAGUGUCCGAGCAAAGAAGAGGAAGACGAGGAAGAGGGGGAAGAGGAGAAGAAGGUUGAUGAUGGUUCUGAACCGACAGAGCCCAACGUUACAGAGUGUAAGACUGAAAAAGAACAGGGUAAUAUCGCUUCAACCCCUGACCCAGAGCCAACUCCUCCAUCACCUGAAGUGAAGACAGAGGAGGUGUCUACAUGUGCAGCAGAUACAGCUACUGUAGUACCCACUUCCCCUACACAAAAAGCAGAGAGCACACAGGAUAGCCUCGAUUCCAACUCGGGUCCUAAAAUCCCCACAGGACCCUUCUUCCCAGUCCUGAGCAAAGAUGAGAGCACUACCCUGCAGUGGCCCUCUGAGCUCCUCGAAUUUACAAAAGCUCAGCCUUCUCUGUCUUACAGCUGCAAUCCCCUCUACUUUGACUUCAAGCUGUCCCGCAACAAAGGAGCGCGUGGUGGGAAAGCAGCAAAGUCCCCUAAACCUUGUGAAGAGUCUAAUGACAAGGGACAAGAGAUGGCUGUCUCAGCGGAAGUAGAUACAGCAACUAAACCUGGAACCAGCACUGACAAAGACAAGCCAAUGAUGAAGGGAGAGUCUGGCCCACCAGACGGUGAUGAGCAAAAGCCAGCAACUGGCAGCAGUAGUGCCAAGAAAAAAAAGAAAAAGAAGAAGCAUAAGAAGUCUGCGAAGCACUCAAAACGCAAAGAAAAAGAAAAAGGGGCAAAAGAAGAUGGGGAGGGAGAGACUGAGGUAACACAAGAUAAGCCCAAAAAGAAGAAAAAACACAAAAGGAAGAAGAGCAAAAACAAGGCUCCAGAUCAAGAUGAGGCAGCAGGGGAUGAAAAGGAAAAGGCAAAACCAAAGUCAGAAGAUAAGGCUGUUGCCUCCUCUGUUCAGCUGACAACUGGAGGAGGAGGAGCUACAGGAAAUACAGGAGCGGAACUGGGGAAGAGGAAACGUGCUGCUAAGGAAGUGCCUUGCAAGUCUGGAGCAGAGGAAGGAGGAGCCGGUAAAGGCACCGACAAGGCCAACUCUUCAGAGGAUCACAGUGGCACCAAGCGUCAAAAGACUGACUCAAGUGCAUCUCAAAGUGCCUCCUGCUCCACCUCAGCCCAAAAGAGUCCUGGUCCAGGUAGACCUCCCAGCAGCGAGAGUGAAGAAGAAGGGGGCUCUAAUACGCAGCGGUCACGUCAUCAUAGGUCAAGUCCACGGGAACAACGUCGCCACCAUAGUGAGGAAUCAAGGCGGUCCUGCAGUCGUUCUUCAAGACGAGGGGAAAGACGGGGUAGCAGUCGUCGACGCCAUCAUGGCCAGAACUCCCGUAGUCACUCUUACUCCAGCAGCUCUGAGCGCUCCUCAGCUGGCAGCAGCGCCUACAGCCACCGUAGCCGUAGCUACUCAGACAGCUACAGCGACUACAGCACAGAGGGUCGCAGACGGAGGCACUCCAAACGGUCAUCAGACUCUGAGUAUGAGCGAAGGGGAAGCCGAGGACACAGACGGUCCAGAAGACAUCAGUACUCCUCUUCCUCCUCAGAAGACUCACGCUCACGUUCACGCAGCUACAGCCGCAGGAAGAGGCACCGGCGGCACCAUAGGAGCAGCUCAAGAAGCUCUAGUAGCUGGAGCCGCAGCACCAGUGCAAGAUCGUGGAGGCGCAGCUACAGCCGUAGCCACAGCUCUGCCAGUCGCUCCUCCAGUUCUACCAAAGGCUCCCCUCGCCGACGAGGCCCCAGGGGUCGAGUGGACAGUGAGUCACACCGCAGAGACUUCAACCGCUCUUGCAUCUACCGCUCCCAGUCUCCACGUUCAUCUUCAUCGCGAGGCCUUAAUCGCAACACCCAUUCAUCCAGCUCGCAGGCUCUGAGGCCAGGGGGGUCCAGAGAUGCAGGGGAACAGAAAAACUCCCUAACUGCACGCCAGCUGCUAGAGAAGGUUCAGUCUAAAAAAAGCUCUGAUGAUUCUACCACAGGAACAAAAUCUGGGAUUAAGAUUAAGGACCCACCACAGGGCUACUUUGGUCCCAAACUACCCCCAACCCUGGGAAACAAAGCCAUGCUGCCCCUUUUUGGUAAGCUGCAGGCAGGGAAGAAACCAAUGAUUCCCCUGACGAGACCUGAUGAGGGUGAGAAAUCAGGAGCAGGGAAGGGAUCUGAGGCUGAGGCAGAGGUUAUCCUGGUAGAGCCUAUAAGGGAGUUCCCCCCUCCACCACCACCUCCAGCUCCACCGGUCAAGAAGGUUGAGGAGGCCCCACAGCAGAGCACAGUGGUACAAGAGGAAACACCCCACCCGACUACAGAAGCCCAGGUGCACCAAGAACCCCGGCCGUUGUUUGAGCAGGAGCCUUCCAUGAUGAUGCCACAGUACCAAGGAGAAUCAGGGCAGGACCCUUCGCAGAACCCCAUGAUGGAGUCCCUCAUGCCAGAAAUGCAGCAGCAGCCCCCAAUGCAUGCCUACCCUGCUUACCCACCACCCAGCCUGGAGGAGGAUGGUAUGGAGGCAGAGGAGGAUGGACUGGCACCUUUGGAGAGUCAGCCCAUUACGUUCACACCAGAGGAGAUGGAAAAAUACAGCAAGCUUCAACAGGCUGCACAGCAGCACAUCCAGCAACAGCUUUUGGCCAAGCAGGUCAAGACAUUUCCCUCUGCUGCUGCGGCUGCAGCCGCUGCUGCAGCAGCUGCCAACUUGGCUCCAGCUCCACCUCCCCCAACCCUGCAGCAGAUCCACAUUCAGCAGCCCACAGUGUCUGUAGCCUCUGGCACAUCAAUCACCACAGUGCAACACGCUAUCCUGCAACACCACGCUGCCACUGCUGCAGCCAUGGGCAUUCACCCAGGACACCCCCACCACCCACACCAUGCACAUGCCCAGUUGGCCCAAGUACACCACAUUCCCCAGCACCACCUGACCCCCAUCUCCUUGUCUCCUUUGGGCCAUUCUCUUGGUCAUUCUCUGGGACACUCACUAGGACAUGCUGGACUGAUUCCUGCCCACCCAACAGCCUUUCUUUCUGGUCAGCCUAUACAUAUUAUCCCAGCUUCUGCACUUCACCACACCCCCUUAGCUCUCCACCAUGUACCACAUACAGCCCUGUACCCCACACUUUUCACACCCAGGCACUCACAGGCUGCUGCAGCAGCAGCUCUCCAACUCCACCCACUGCUACACCCAAUCUUCUCAGGACAGGACCUCCAGCAUCCACCUAACCAUGGCUCCUGAGUAAUGAUGCAAGUGAAGGACUGUAGCCACUGGAAGAAAGACUUAACCUAACCGGCUUGGUGUAGGGUUAAAGGACGUCUUUGUGACAACGUGCAGUCAGUGAGACAGGAAGCGGUCAAUAAACCAUCAUUUUACUGGCCUACACAGUGCAGCAAGUUGUAGCCACAAAGUGGUGUUGCCUGUGUUGGGUUCAAAAUUGACACUAAUAUUUUAUUCUGGCUCAUGUGAGGGUUUUUCAUGUUUUUCCCUGAAUUUUUAAAAACAGGGUGUAGAUUUAAAGAUACUUCUGCAAGACAUUGGUUUAUAUUCCAGAUUGAGGUAUAUUAAGAAGCCCCAUUUGUUUUUGAAUUCUAAGUCAGAGAAACCACUGGAGGUGUUUUUUGUUUUCCUCAUAAAAAUAUUAUUCUCACAGUUUUUGCUCAUCUUGGCAGCCAAAGAAACAUAAUGGCUGAAGCUAUAAGCAGAAUCAUGUUAGGGGGGGUGAGGAGUUCGUGGUAUUGUUUGAUUCUAUAAUGUAACCUUCAGAACUGUUUCAUAAUUACUGAUACUCUGUUCAUGUUUUCAUAGGACUACUUGCUCUCCAUCGGAUCCUAAGUCUCAAAUUAUUUGUAAUGCAGUAACCUGUACAUAUAUCAGUGUGUAAUGUGAAGAAUCCCACCAAUGAUGACCAUAUGAAAUUACAGCUAUGGUGUCCAAAUCUGUAUGACAUUGUCACAUAGGAACCUCCUCUCAAAGCGAGGGGAAAUGUGAUGUAGGGGUUUUAAAAUCCCUGAUGCUCUGAGGCAAAGUUCAUGUUCCCUGUGGUUAGGGUACACCUGAAUGAAUUGCACUGAAAUCUGUACAUCUAGAUGGUGCGUUUGCAUCAUGUAACAAUAAGAUUGUAGUAUACUGCAAUAAUUGUAUUUUUCUGUUUUUAAAUUAUUUUCCAAAAUGCUCUUCAAAAGAAGAACUGUGUUUUGCUUUUGUGUAAUUUUGUAAAUAAAACUGCUGUAGAUUAACCUAUUAACAUUCUAGAGGUUUGAGACUGGCAUUGGAAAAAGACGAAUGUCUUGGUGGAUGGCAGGUAGACACAUGUAUGUAUUUUAUCAAGGUUGUUUCUAAAUUACCCCGGCUGGGAUGGCAAAGGAAUAGUGAUCUGUCAAACAGUAGCAACUCUGUAUUUUUUAAAACCUUAAUGUUUCAGCAAAUAAAAUCUUGAGUUCA